Pisolithus orientalis is the source of this 684-nucleotide messenger RNA. RefSeq lists its product as uncharacterized. NCBI's taxonomy places the organism in Eukaryota, Fungi, Basidiomycota, Agaricomycetes, Boletales, Pisolithaceae. The coding region runs from base 1 to 684 and encodes 227 amino acids. The record is from RefSeq and is a predicted model, not a curated record. The transcript is spliced from 4 exons. Gene Ontology annotation, molecular function: GTP binding.
AUGGCAAUUUUUCAAAACCUGGUGUCCAAUUUCAAGAAUGCUUUUAUUACAGCGAAAGUUGCGGAAAAUGAUUUCGUAAUAUUCGUGGUAGGACCAACAGGAUCAGGCAAGAGCUGGUUCACCAAGGAAUUGUGUAAGAAUGAUGAAAUCCAAGUUGGGGAGAGGGGUCAACAUCCCCGCACCAAGUAUGUGCAGGCGUUGAGGUGCAACUUCAAGAACGAUUUAAACAACAUCAUAGUUGUUGACACGCCAUCGUUCCAUACCGAGCUCGAGGGUUUCGAUGCUGAAAAGGUCACAACUGAUUGGAUAAAGUCAAGAUUUACCAAAGAAUGUCGUGGUUCUGGCAUUCUCUUUCUCCACCCACUUGCCAGGGAUCCAACACACCACGACAUGUUGAUGGUGCGACAUCUGGAGACGUUCUCGGCGACCUUCCCCAAUGGGUUCGCAGAACCAUCGUGCGUUUAUGUGGUGCCGACCAAAGAACCAGCCUCUAUCCUUAAAGAUGAGAAGGUGAACCAGCAGCUGGAGAAGCUGAAAAGCACAGUGGUGGCUUUGGAGAACAAUAGUAACGGGAAAUGGCGUGUGUCGAUGUUCGAUAAAGUGUUCAAAGGCCGACCGGAGACGGCGUGGGAGGUAGUACAGUUGCUUCUGAGAGAAAUCGAGCUUACAUCUGUUCGGAGAUAG